This is a messenger RNA of Cajanus cajan (pigeon pea), 1696 nucleotides long. Its product is annotated as UDP-glycosyltransferase 83A1. The record is from RefSeq and is a predicted model, not a curated record. Lineage: Eukaryota; Viridiplantae; Streptophyta; Magnoliopsida; Fabales; Fabaceae. Gene Ontology annotation, molecular function: quercetin 3-O-glucosyltransferase activity; quercetin 7-O-glucosyltransferase activity.
UCACGCAACCUCAUAAUUACAAAGAUCAAUAUUCAAUACAAAGUAGUAAGUACACAUACAUACUAUACACGAACAAUUUUUUCUCCAUUUGCGAGAUUCCAACUGAAACAGUUAUGGGCAUCCCACAUUUUCUUGCCAUACCUUUCCCAAUUCUAGGACACAUGAACCCCCUUAUGCAGUUCUCUCAGGUUCUGGCGAAAUAUGGCUGCAAAAUCACCUUCUUGAGUUCAGAUGAGACCUACGACAAACUGAAGAGUGAAUGUGCUGGGAAUAGCAAAGUGAUGGAGUCACACAUAAAGUUGGUAUCGCUGCCAGAUGGUGUGGAUCCUGAAGAUGACAGAAGGGACCAGGCCAAGGUUAUUUUCACCACCAUAAACACCAUGCGUGCUAAGCUUCCCAAGCUCAUAGAAGACAUAAAUGCUGUCAACACUGACAACAAGGUUUCUUGCAUUAUUGUCACUAAAAAUAUGGGGUGGGCCUUGGAAGUUGGUCGCCAAUUGGGAAUUAAAGGGGCUCUUUUCUGGCCAGCCUCAGCUACUUCAUUGGCAUCCUUUAACUCCAUACAGAAGCUUGUCGAUGAAGGGAUCGUAGAUUCUAAAAGUGGACUCCCAACCCAAAAUGAGCAAAUCCAGCUUUCAUCUCAUUUGCCUUUGAUGGAGGCAACUGCCAUGCCAUGGUACUGCUCGAACAAUGCCUUCUUCUUCCUUCACAUGAAGCAAGAGAUGCAAAACUUGAAUCAAGGAGAGUGGUGGCUUUGCAACACUACAUUUGAUCUUGAAUCUGGAGCAUUUUCCACCUCACCAAAGCUCCUACCAAUCGGUCCAUUACUUGCACAUGAUCAUCACAACAUAAAUUCACUAGGGCAAGAAGACACAACAUGCAUAGAAUGGCUAGAUCAGCAGCCACCUCAAUCUGUCAUAUAUGUCUCAUUUGGCAGCAUGGUGUCAUUGAAACCAAACCAAUUCAAAGAACUAGCCCUUGCACUUGAUCUCCUCAAAAGGCCUUUCAUUUGGGUUGUCCGCAAAGGAAAUGGUUUAGAGGAGAAAAAUGAGUACCCUCGUGAAUUCAAGGGAAGCCAAGGUAAAAUAGUGGGUUGGGCACCACAGAAGAAGAUUUUGUGCCACCCUGCCACAGCAUGUUUCAUUAGCCACUGUGGUUGGAAUUCAACUAUAGAGGGUGUGUACAAUGGGGUACCCUUCUUGUGUUGGCCAUUCUGCAGUGACCAACUUAUGAACAAGACGUAUAUUUGUCAUGUGUGGAAGGUUGGACUGGGAUUUGACAAGGAUCAAAAUGGAUUGAUAUUGAGGGAAGAGAUAAAAAAGAAGGUGGAGCAUAUACUUGGUGAUGAAGAAAUUAAAGGUAGGUCUUCCAAAUUGAUGGAAAUGGUCGUCAAGAACAAAGCACAAGGUGAUCAGAAUCUCAACAAGUUUAUCAAUUGGGCCAAGGAAUAAUAAGAAUGCUAUAGCUUCAUUAAUGACUCAAUAAAACAAUGGAAUUAAUCACAUAUUUAACAAAUAAAUUUACAUAUAAAAAUUAAAUUAGGAUGAAAGUAUAAUAAGGAAGGGUGGAAAUCAAAGUUGUGUUUUAUUAACUGUCUUAUAUAUUAUUAUUAUUAUUGUAAUAAUACAAAAAUUUACCAUGUACGUGUUCUUACUUAUUUGUCUCGCAUAACGAUGUUUUGUUUUUGUUUUUUGAA